Gavialis gangeticus (Gharial) is the source of this 636-nucleotide messenger RNA. RefSeq names its product SH3 domain binding glutamate rich protein like 3 (gene SH3BGRL3). The coding region runs from base 53 to 370 and encodes 105 amino acids. Gene Ontology annotation, cellular component: cytoplasm. The record is from RefSeq and is a predicted model, not a curated record. NCBI's taxonomy places the organism in Eukaryota, Metazoa, Chordata, Crocodylia, Gavialidae. The transcript has 3 exons.
CCAGGUUACAGUUGGUCGCCGUAGCAACCGCCAGGGGAGCUGUGCGCGCGCCAUGAGCACCAUCCGGGUCUAUUACACCAGCGUCAGCGGCUCCCGGGAGGUGAAGCAGCGCCAGGCCGAGGUGCUGCGCAUCCUGGACGGCAACAGGCUGAAGUACGAGCUCAUCGACGUGUCGGUCAGCGAGCGCCUGCUCCAGGAGAUGCGUGACAAGGCGGGAGACCCUGGCGCCGUCCCACCGCAGAUCUGCAACGGCGAGGACUACUGCGGAGACUUUGAGAUGUUAUAUGAAGCAACUGAAAAUGAAGAAGUUUCUAAGUUCUUAAAGAUGACAUCAAUAGACAAGACUAUUAGAGAGGAAAUUGCUAUCUGACAGCUGGUUCUGGAACCAGGUUGCUUCAAAUGCCAAAUUUACUAAAUAUAUUUAUUCCUUUCUGGUUUCAUUAAUUAUUCAGGGUAAAUCUAAUGAUUUUUUUAUUUUUAAUAUUACAGUAUAGCUGGUGCAAGUCCUUUAUGAUAGAGUGGACACAAGAAAGCUAGAGGCCUUUAGCACAUUGUACAUCUUUCAUUCCGAAAGUCAGUUUACAAUGUUUUCCGUAUUUUUUAAAAAACCUCUCAAAUAAAAUAAUUCCUACUUGU